CAAGCUGAUGGGCUGGGUCUAAAUCAGACCAGACCGGGCUUUUCCGCAUUUCAGGGGAAGGAUUUUUUUUUUUUUAAUUAGUUGCAGGAAGGGAAGUUUGCACGGAUUGACAGCACCAUCAAAGUGUCCACUCCCUGUCAGUGAUCAGGUGCAUUUUCUGUACAGGUCGUCAUCAUCUUGCUGUCAUCCUCACCUCGGCGGCUCACGUCGAUGGUCGGUGACCGCAGAGAUUUAAAAAGAACAUGUGCGAUCGGAGAGGAAACCCGCUUAAAACAAUAUUUCAGCUGAUGUGUCAACUUCUUUGGGUUGUGGGGAUGGUUUUGGCCAUGAGCGGAGUCUCCCUCCUGAUGAAGUACAGACACUACAGCUUGUUUUUUUCUCAGACCUACAUCCUCCUCCCGGUAGUCUUCACCACCUGCAGCGCUGCGUUCUUGCUCUUCACCGGUUUCCUCGGUACGUGGCUGAGCCUCAGAGACUCCCGCUGUCUGCAAGGGCUGUUUGUUUAUCUGCUGGUUGUGAUCUUUUCCUUGGGAAGCACGGCCUCCGCGCUGGCCUUCGCCCACUCCAGAAAGUUGGAUUCCGACACAGCGUCUCUCAGCGAGGUGUUUCAGAAAUACACAGGCAGCAGUCAGGACAGAAACUCUCGGCUUGUUGAUGUAACUCAAGAGGAGCUCCAGUGUUGUGGGGUCAGAAACUACACUGACUGGCUGGACAGCUCUUGGCUCAAUGAAACCGGUGGAGAUGCGUUUCCUCACAGCUGCUGCAACACUACAUUCCUCUUAUGUACAGGCAGUGUGAACCAGCCGUGGCAGCUUUACCACCAGGGCUGUCAGGUGAAGCUGGAGAUGGCUUUUCAGUUCAUCUUAAAGUUUAUCAUGUGGACGUCCCUCCUGGGGUUUCUGACUGAGGUGGUUUUGCUUUGCACGAUGGCACAGAUGAUAACGGUGGAAGAACGUCUUAAUUAUCAAGCAUUCAGUGACACCUAUAGGCAAAUAUGAAACAGCUUUUCGAUUCAAUUCAAAAAUACUUCCUACUUUUCUAAAGGGAAAUUAAACUGCCAAACAAUAGUGGCCCCACAACUGAAAAUUAUUGCAAUCAAAGUCACAUAAGUCAAAAAGAUGACUUAUCUUGCUCUGGAUCCGUUGUUUGGUUCUGGGUAAAUGUAUUUGUAUGUUUGUUUGUUUGUUUUUUUGAAGUUCCUAAUGCAAAUAUUUGACUUUUGAAUGGUGAAUAAAUAUAAUAGAACAAACCUAA
Molecule: messenger RNA, 1254 nt
Organism: Poeciliopsis prolifica (blackstripe livebearer)
Lineage: Eukaryota; Metazoa; Chordata; Actinopteri; Cyprinodontiformes; Poeciliidae
Gene: tspan37
Product: tetraspanin 37
Exons: 7
Coding region: 243-998 (251 amino acids)
Cellular component (GO): membrane
Source: RefSeq, a predicted model, not a curated record